CUCACGUCACCUAAUUAAUAUUCAUGAGCAAUUCGUUCUCAUAGUAGGAUUCGUAAUUUCUCCAGCCGGUAGCGUCAAAGACAAACGCCGUGUGGACUUCAAAACACAAAUAAUGUCUUACACAACCUUACAGGGUUGUUCAGUGCUGAGAUACAACUAGAUCAGAUCAGAGGAAAACCAUGGAUGAGGAGGACAGCCAGGAUGAGCUGAUCAACAGGAACAUCUCCCACGGAAAAGGAAAAAGACCUGCCAUGUCCAUCAUUUCUGAUGACGAGGACAACUCAGAAGAUGAGGGGCAAUCAGAGGAAGGAGACACAGGCAGUGAGGAAGAUGAUGAUGAUGAAGAAGAGGAAGUCCUUGAUGGAGAGGAGGAGGAAGAUGAUGACGAUGAAAGUGACGAUGAGGACUCUGGAAAGGUGCUGGAGGGAGCUGUAGGGAAUGCUGCUGUGGAUGCAGCGGCUCUGAGCUCAGACGAGGAUUCUGAGAAAUGCCCCAUCUGCCUAAACUCCUUCCACGAGCAGCCCGUGGCCACACCGGAGUCCUGUGAACACUACUUCUGUCUGGACUGCAUCCUGGAGUGGUCAAAUAAUGCUAACUCUUGUCCUGUGGACCGAAUAGUCUUCAAUAACAUUCUCCUGAGAAAGUGCUAUGGUGGGAAAGUUCAAAAAACAAUUGCAGUGAAGAAGCCUGUAAAACCUGGGGAGGAGCAGGUGGAUGUGGACUUGGAUCAGACCAGCUGUGAGGUUUGCGGUGGUCGAGAUCGUGAAGAUCGUCUCCUGCUGUGCGACGGAUGUGACGCUGGGUAUCAUAUGGAAUGUCUCACACCGCCAUUGGACGCUGUACCUGUAGAGGAAUGGUUCUGCCCUGAGUGCAUCGCCAAUAACCGCACAUCAGGUUCUGAACAAAUCAGUGAGGAGGAGAGCAGCUCUCUCCCCACCACCAGCCGUCCCCGGUCCAGACCCACCCGCGCCAUCGCACGCACCCAGCACAGUGAACGAGUUCGCGCCAACGUCAACAGACGGCGCAUCACACAGGCACGCACUGCAGCACAGCUCGCUCCCAGAUAUAUGAUGCAGUCCACGUGGCUGGAUGAGACCAUCAAUGCAGUAGUGGCCGGACUCAACACGGCCGUUUAUGUGCGAGACUUGACCCCUCGCGCCAAACCCCGGCGGAGGAGGAAGACAGUUAAAAGAAGGAAAACCAAAAGCAAAUCCUCAUCAGCCUCAGGGGGAAAAACAACCACGGGAGUGAAGAGACGGAAACGCAAAGUUAGGAGGUCAAAAUCAAGAAGAAAAGUGGUCGCAAAGAAGGAAACCGGUUCGAGACGUCGUAUUGCACGGAGUUUAGGCAUUAAGAAGCCCAAGUCUGGCUCCAUGAUUCCCUCAGUUUAUCGGCCUUCAGAGUACAGUUUAGGAAGUAUGCGGGCGGAAAUCGGAGCAGCGUCCCUCUCUGUGUAUGGAGAUCCUUUUGACCUGGACCCCUUUGAUGAUAGGGAGGAUGAGAUUGAAGUCCCAACACCAUCCUCUGUUCUGGAUGCUAAACGCCGUGGCCUCUCCCGUUCUGCCUUGCGAUCCCAUCAGCCUGUGGCCAGACCCAUAUCUGCCGGAGUCUCCAGGCAAGGUGCUAGUAUCCCACAGGUGGGAGAUGUUGCAGAGGAAGCCCCUGUAUCAGAUUUGCUGGGCAGCAUCCUCAGUGGUCAGAGCAUGCUCCUCAUGGACAGUUCAGAUGUGGUCAUCAACAGAGAUGGUUCCCUGAAAGCAACUAAACCUGUGUCCCUGUCAUUGCCAAGAAACACUACCCCUAGAGGUUCAAGCUCAGGGGAAACAGGAGACACACCAAACUCAGAAACAAGUCUCACUCAACCCUCUGGAGGGGCUGGUCCUUCCUCUAGCCCCUUGGGAUGGCCCUCACCGGCACACAGUUCACCUGGGUUUUGUUCCCCACCAAACAAUCCCACAUCUCCACCCAUACACUCUCUGCAUCUUCCUCACUCACAUCCAUCUCCCUCGGGACAUCCCCGAUUGAAUCCGGGAGCUCCUCAUAGGCCGAUCACCCUAAACCCACCAAGACCUGGAAAUAGCCACUUGAGCACCAAUGGGGUUAAAGGCCAACCCCACUCAAGGGUGCCAAAUGGUGCUUCUGACUCUCCCCAUCAAGACAAGAGUGGUCCUGUCCAACAACCACCUGUCAAAAAGCCACCUCCCAAACCUGUAUGGGUGGAUGUUUCUGUAUUGCCAAGGAUACCAAAAAUUAAAAGGGACAGUACCUCUAGUGCAAAUAGUAGCGGUGGCAGCAGAAGCAGUACUUUGCCUGGGUCUUCAGGGACCAACUUAGCAGGCAAUACAGGAAGGGAACGUACUGUUGACCAACAAGGUACGGGUGCGAGUCAGCAAAGCAGGACAGUAGAUGCUCAGAGGCAAAGAGCAGACAGAACUGGUGCUUCAUCUUCAUUCUCUAGCUCUUUCACCUCCACUACAUCAUCUUUUAGUGCCUCUUCAAACUCACGCCCAUCCUCUUCUUCCGUCAGUUUCCGUAUAAACUCUAGCGGAAACCCUUGGCAAGCUCGUCGACUUCCUGCAUCAGGAGGGACUCUGCCUGGAGAUGAUAAGGAAUCAGUAAAGAGAAAUAAUAAAAGUAAACAGAUGCUGUUGUCUUUAAGAGCAAAAGCCAAAGAGGAGAAAAGUGAGGUAUAUGAUCCCUUUAACCCUACAGGGUCUGAUUCCUCUGAUAAUGAACCAGAAAAUGAGGGUCCUGAUUUUGGCGUCCAAAAUACUGCAUCUCGGGUGCCAAUUGGAGCCAAUGAGGAUGCCUGCCAUCAAAUCAAAUCUGAGCCUCUGGAUGUACUUUCAGAUACAGAGAGAGAUAUGGAAAUGUGUGCAGAAGUUAAAACGGAGCCAGAAUCUUUGUGGGACAGCCCGUGCCAAGAAUCACCACAGCAUUCGGACACAAUGCAUAGUCAGACUGCCUCAGGAGGUCCUGCUUUGGGUUCUACUAGAUGCGAAGCAGGCAUGGAUGCCGGAAAUAGCGGAACUCUAGGAAGCCCUUUUCAGAAAGCUGAAGGGCACUCCAGGUCAAGCUCGUCAUGCAGUGAAAAACAUGUUAAGGUGGAGGUGAAGUCUGAACCUGAGACUGGGCUUUCACCUGUUAGGCCCCAAUCAAAGUUGUUGGAAGAGUCUCUAGGGAAUCUACAACACGUUUCUAAAGGAAAUGGGAUGUGUAAAGAGCUGCCUUCAGUCAGUGGUGCUUUAAAUUCUUCUAGCGUAGCCAAGGACAAGGAGGACAGACCUCACCAGUCCCAGUCUAAGGACAGGAAGCGGUCACCAUCAAACUCGCAGAGCCUUUCAUCUAAAGACUCCCAUAAAAAGAAACAUUCAAAGUUGAAAGAAAAGAGAAGGUCACGCUCAAGGUCGAGAGAUCGGCGAAGAUCACGUUCGAAAUCGAGAGAGAGGCAGCGUUCCCGCUCAAGAUCGAAAGAGAGGCGACGUCCACGAUCAAGAGACCGGAGGUGUUCUUCAAGUUCCAGCAGUAGAGAGAGGAAACCGAGCGGGAGAAGAGCGAGUCGUGAGAGGAAUGACAACCGAGGGAGAGAAAGGCAUAGGAAGAGGUCAAAAGAAAGCAGGCGCUCCCGAUCUCGUUCGUUUUCUAGAUCUAGAUCCAGAGAAAGGAGGAGAACAUCAAAGGAUCAGGGUGAGACUAGGGUAAAGAGGCAGAGGUCAAGAUCAACAUCUAGAGAGCGUAAACGGCGAGAGGAUCGAUCGGAGAACUCUCGGCGUACAGAAAGAAGCUCCCAUAAGUCUAUAGAGCCCGUGUCCACUGAAUUACAAGAGUCUUCGCUUAGUGCUAACAAGACUACAACCCCGGUGAAGACUGAGAGAGAUGCAAGACCACAUGAGUCUGAGACGAUUGUUGUAUUACCGUCAGUUAAACAAGAGACUCAGUCAGAUGAGAUCAAGCCUUAUGAACUUGGGUCAUCAAGGCAUGAUGACCCAACCAGGACACUUCAAGAAAGCAAGGAUGAUGUUUUACGUGAGCUGCUUAAGCCUAAUGAAAUUAAACAGGAGAAACCUUGGUCCACUAGUUCUGUCAAGGAGUUUAAAGACAUCAAAAAGGACGAGGAAGUCUGUCUCAAGAUAUUUGGAGAAUUAGAUGACAUUAAAGAAAUGAAGAAAGAAGAGAUGACAUCUUUAGACAUCUUCAGUGAGGAUUCACCACAAAUUAAUGAAAUUAAAUCAGGCGAUGCUGAUUUAGAAAAGAGCCACGCUGGCUUACAAGAUGAGAUGAAAGUACAAGAAAUGGUUGUUGAGUCAAAAAAGAUAAAAAUUGAAAAAAUAUGGCCGGAUGAUGAUGAUUCACCAAGCUGCAGUGACAAUCCUCUUGUCAUCAAUUUGGAAACGCCUGACAUGGACGCAGUGAAUUGUAAAAAGGAGCCCACUGAGUCAUAUCAGUCGCCACCUUUGGCGGAGGACAUGGAGAUGUCUCCUCUCCAACAACCAGAACCGCCAAUAAAACAAGAACCUGAUGUUUCCUCCGAUGAAGAUAUCAGUGUUGAUUACUUGAUUGAUAAUUUGGACUUCAUUAAGAAGGAAAUGAGUGAGAGCUCUGUGGCUGACUCGACAGAAGCUGUCGACCCCAAGUCUGUCGUCCCAGAGACUCCAGCAGCGAAUAAGCAAACGACUGAAACGGUUACACCUGGUGUAAAGUCUAAAUCGCAGGGAAAGCGAGUUACUUGGAAUUUGCAGGAACCAGAAGAACCCCAGUCUGAAAAAUUAAGCAAACUUGCGCUCUUCAAAUUGAAACUCAAGCAAGAAGGGUCGCGAAGGUCUGCUACAAACCAACAAAAUCAGGCUGAACCCAAAACCAACCUGCCUCCCCAAGAUGAAUCAAGCAAACCGAAAUCCUGCAAAGAAUCUUUACACGACUCCAAUCAGAAAGAGAAGUACAUGAAGAAGCUUCACAUGCAAGAGCGAGCAAUAGAGGAGGUCAAACUGGCCAUAAAGCCCUUCUACCAGAAAAGAGACAUCACAAAGGAAGAGUACAAAGAGAUUUUGCGGAAAGCCGUUCAGAAGGUGUGUCAUAGCAAGAGCGGUGAGAUCAACCCGGUGAAAGUAGCCAACCUGGUCAAAGCCUAUGUGGAUAAGUACAAGCAUGCAAGAAAACACAAGAAGGAAGAAACUGGCCAAAGCCAACAAGCAGAUGUCUAGAAAGACACCCAAACUGCAAUGUGAGGCCGAGGUUAACAGCUAUGUAUCUAAUAGCGAUAGUAGAUUUGAUUGUUUUUUAAAAAUCUGUGCAUUUCUACAAUGACAUAGGAAACUCUUAAGGGCUCAACAUCGUCAACAGUUAUCAAAUUAACCUUUUUGAAUGUUUGUAUGUUUUCUUUUGAAUGUAAAGAUCAUCUGGGAGUGUCCAGGAGUGUACAGAAUGGGUUGAAAAUCUUUAAGUUUGCCAUUGUUCAAAACAGCACCCUCUUUGUGAAUACUAUGCUAUUUUAAAGCUUAUGACUCAACAGGAAGUGCAAGUUGUUAGACAGGCUCUUGCAUUGCCAGACACACAUUUGUGUGCAUGUAUGAAUCACUGGAGAGGAUAGUUGUUUUUUUGUGAUUAAUGAUGUAAUUAUGUUAAGGAACAUGAGCAGGGUCGAACAUCCAGAAGAUCCUCUCAGAAAACUCACAAAGAGUAUUUAUUUGAAUUAAAAUAGCGUUCUGGUUUCCAGUCUUUAUGAGACUCUGGAAUCACUUUGGUUGACUGAUUUCUUUAAAAUCUUUUCAUUUACUAAUAUAGGUAAAACAGGAAAACUCGCAGUAGACCUCACCCUCAUUGAAAAUGGUUUUGUUGUAAAUAGAAAAAUAAUGUUUUCUCAUAAUACUUUGAGCAGCUGUUAUGUACCCUUUCUGUUCAGUUGAAAUGUGACCGUUUUCAUUUUAAAUCCUGCCAGCUGAAUGUUUGCCAAUUGUUUUUUUUUUUUUUUUUUUUUUUUUUUUUUUUAU
Messenger RNA from Labeo rohita (rohu), 5987 nucleotides. RefSeq names its product PHD and ring finger domains 1 (gene phrf1). Lineage: Eukaryota; Metazoa; Chordata; Actinopteri; Cypriniformes; Cyprinidae. The transcript has 18 exons. The record is from RefSeq and is a predicted model, not a curated record. The coding region runs from base 180 to 5201 and encodes 1673 amino acids.